AGAACAAACGCUGUAUUCAUCUGCUCCAGCUUGCAGUUACAGAAACUCCCCGUAGGAACUCCUGGGUACUUUUCUCCACCGUUUGAGCUGCUGAACACAAUGCCAUUCAUGCCACGGGGCGAAAACAGGCGAAGCGCCUGCUCCGUUAACCCAACAAUGUGGAGAACAUGCAGUAUUUUUUGCGCAUGGAGUCUACUGUUCUUGACAGAGGUCUGUGCGCAGUCUCAGCGGAGACCAGUCUUCACAUGCGGAGGAAACAUUACAGGGGAAUCUGGAGUAAUCGGAAGCCAGGGGUAUCCAGGAGUUUACCCUCCAAAUACCAAAUGUGUGUGGAGAAUCACAGUCCCUGAGGGAAAGGUGGUGGUCCUGUCAUUCCGCUUUAUUGACUUGGAGAGCGACAACCUGUGCCGCUAUGACUAUGUGGAUGUUUACAGUGGUCAUGUCAGUGGGCAGAGACUUGGUCGCUUCUGUGGGACAUUCAAGCCAGGAGCCCUGGUUUCCACGGGCAACAAGAUGCUCAUGCAGAUGAUAUCUGAUGCCAACACCGCUGGGAGUGGCUUCCUGGCUGUUUUCUCUGCUGCCCACCCACAUGAGAGAGGGGACCAGUAUUGUGGAGGUAGACUGGACAAGCCCUCAGGGACUUUCAAAACACCAAACUGGCCUGAGAAGGACUACCCAGCUGGUGUCACCUGCUCCUGGCACAUAGUGGCACCAAAGAACCAGAUUAUCGAAGUCAAGUUUGAGAAGUUUGAUGUGGAAAGAGAUAACUACUGCCGCUAUGACCACGUCUCCAUUUUCAACGGGGCAGAAAUCAACGAUGCCAAGAGGAUUGGCAAAUACUGUGGAGACAGCCCCCCCGAGCCAGUGUUCUCAGAGGGGAACCAGCUCCUAAUCCAGUUCCUGUCAGAUCUCAGUCUGACCGCAGACGGUUUCAUUGGACACUACAAAUUCAGACCAAAGAAAUUCCCCACCACCACGAUACCACCCACCACUACCACACAGCCAGUCACCACCAGGCCAAUACCUCUGAAGUACUCUGUAGCCCUGUGCCAGCAGAAAUGCAAAAGACGAGGAACACUUGAGAGCAAUUACUGCUCCAGCAAUUUUGUGAUAAGCGGGACUGUCAUUACUGCGGUGAUGAGAGGAGGAAGUAUGUAUGCAACAGUCUCCAUCAUCAACGUGUAUAAAGAAGGCAGUCUGGCCAUCCAGCAGGCAGGGAAGACCAUGAGCACCAAGAUCAUAAUCCUGUGCAAGAAGUGUCCAUUUAUCAGAAGAGGCUUGAACUACAUCUUCAUGGGCCAGGUGGACGAGGACGGCCGGGGCAAAAUCGCCCCUCACCACUUUGUUAUGGCAUUUAAGACAAAGAACCAGAAAGGACUCAAUGUUCUGAAAAACAAGCGGUGCUGAGUUCCAGUAGCUCUGAGGAGCUCCACUGGACAGGUGUGCCUGAGGCUCAGCUGUGGAUGGAAACAAUUAAGCAAAAAACAAUCUCCAUCACAACAACACAAACACAGGCCACAAAAACAAAACUGAAUCUAGAUGCAGAGAUGCCAGCACAAAACAUAAAAUCUACAUGAUUCAUUCAAUUCAACUAAGACAAGAAGCCAUUAAGUACUUCCACUCUGUCUUCAAUUAAAACACAAGUCCUUUAGUCUGUUUGGCAACCUCAGAGCAACAAAAUUUGUUUAAAUUUCCAUCCCUAUUCUCACUCUGCCUAGUCACGUUCCUGUCAUGCCCCAUGCCCCUGGGAAUUAAAUUGUGGCCAGUAACAGGAGCCCAGAAUAAGGAGCAUAGCAAUUCACAGAGACGUGUUUCCUAAGACAAACAUUAAUCAGAUUGUUUAAAGUGUUCAGUGUGCACAUCUGUUCUGACAUCCUAUGAUUGCCCUAUUAGUUUCAAUAUUUCCAUAUUCUACUUUUCAGUUGUUUCCCUUUGAGGCUGUGGAGCGCAAUGUGAAUUGUUUUAUUUAGUAUGCAUUAAACAAAUAUCUGUCCAGCAGAAUACAAGUCUGAUUAAUAUCCAUAGGGGAUCUGUCACAGCUGAUUGCCGUCAUUUUAAUAACGUUGGCAACAACCUGCUGUUCAUUUUCUGUAUUCAAUUUCACUGGGCAGGAUUUGGAAGUUUAAGUGGUGAUAAAAAGUGCAAUAUUUAAUAUAUAAAUGAUUCUUUUUUUUAAAGAUUUGUAUGCUGGUUGUAUGUGAAACAAAUGAGGACCUACCUAGCUAAUGCUCUUUUCUUCAGUUUGUUUACAGAUGCAAAGCACCGCCAUCAGCAUACAUCAUUUACUUACAUUUUUAAAAGCAGAAGUAUGAAAUGAAAAAUAUUUUCAUAUGAAAAAGUCUGUGAAUAUUAUUUAUAUUUUAUUGUUUUCAUCUGCCCAAAUAAAACUCCUUUUAACGUUU
Messenger RNA from Siniperca chuatsi (mandarin fish), 2402 nucleotides. RefSeq names its product procollagen C-endopeptidase enhancer 2b (gene pcolce2b). The transcript has 9 exons. Gene Ontology annotation, molecular function: protein binding. The record is from RefSeq and is a predicted model, not a curated record. Lineage: Eukaryota; Metazoa; Chordata; Actinopteri; Centrarchiformes; Sinipercidae. The coding region runs from base 100 to 1407 and encodes 435 amino acids.